This is a messenger RNA of Adineta ricciae, 546 nucleotides long. The record is from the annotation of a GenBank genome assembly. NCBI's taxonomy places the organism in Eukaryota, Metazoa, Rotifera, Eurotatoria, Adinetida, Adinetidae.
AUGAUUUCUAAUCCGUUGUCAACAAAUUAUGACUUGGUGAACACAGUAAAUGAUGAAAAAUUCACACAAAUAUAUACACCUGAUCAGGGGGCAGUGCAUUUAUUGAACAAUGAACGAACAUUCAAGAAUAUCAAACCUAUGUUAUGUGCAUGUGCAGUUGGAGUUCAUUCGUAUUCAACAGGCAUUCAUCGCAUUCGAGUAAGAAUAGAUAAUGGCAAUGCGUUCUUAGGCAUUCGGUCGCGAAGUAUACCACCUGUACCGGAUGAUUGUGCUGCAGGUCGCUAUGAUAGCAGUCCAGCUACAUAUGGUUGGGGAAACACAUUUUGUAUCUUCAAUGGAACACCUCGCGAAUUUCAACGAAAUCAUAUGUAUCGAUGUGGUGAUGUUUAUGUACUCGAAUUGAAUUGUGAUGAACACCGCUUAACUAUGAUCAAUGAAAAUACUAAAGAGCAAGAUGAUAUGGAGGUCGAUGUUUCCAGUGCUCCUUUUCCAUGGUGUCUUUUUAUUCAUCUUCCUCGAACAACAGCUCAAGUGUCGCUCAUAUAA